Dothidotthia symphoricarpi CBS 119687 is the source of this 1684-nucleotide messenger RNA. RefSeq lists its product as uncharacterized. Lineage: Eukaryota; Fungi; Ascomycota; Dothideomycetes; Pleosporales; Dothidotthiaceae. The transcript has a single exon. The coding region runs from base 229 to 1428 and encodes 399 amino acids. The record is from RefSeq and is a predicted model, not a curated record.
CAAUCCUCGCAUUCUUUGAUUCCUUUGUGAGGCCUCUUUCACCCCAGGAAAGUCACAUCGCAACAACAAACAAGCUUGUCCAUUGGUCACCAUGAGCACCCUUCAUACACUUUCAUCAUCCUAUUGUACAUAAAUCAUUUCUUAUUGUAACCGUAACAUAUAACAUUGCAUCACACUCGCAAGAGAGAGUGUAGACUCUCGCAAAACCCAACAACACAAACUCGACCCAUGCAUCAAAUAACACCUUCAGAACUAGGCUUUUCGUCUUCCGUAUCGCCAACCGACCACCCUCUCGUCUCGACAUCACCCCAAGCAUCACGCAACACUACAUCACAGCUCCCAAUGGCGCCCAAAUCUGGACCCUACGCCGAUCUCACCUCCAACGAGCAGGUCCUUGUGAACCAAUAUAUCGCGGACAUCUGUACCUACUGGCGUCUUACCACGCUAUUGGCAGUGUUCCCCACGGGCCUUAAACCCAAGCGCGGCACCAAGCUGGAAAUCGAUGCGCGAAAUCUACCCAUCGAACUGCUGCGUGAGCUGAGUGAGCUGGCGGCACUAGUACCUGAGCGGAGAGAUGAGGUCAUGGCAGCCUGUAUGAGUGCGAAGAAGGCGAGGCGGGAAGUGAAGGAGGGAUGGGGACGGAGGGGGAAGGAUCAGAUUGAGGUGGGGGAUGUGGUUAGUGCUAGGAGGGUUUUGGAGGCGAGGUUGGUUGUGGAAAGGAAGGAAGCUGAGAAGGAUAUGGAGGUACAAGAACUGUCCAACGGGAAUGGGAAGAGGAAGAGGAAUGAGGACAUCGAGGACCAGCUCCAGGACAAGCGCUCUCGCGUGAGUGAUGAUCACAAUCCGGUGGAUCGCUUCGAUAACAUAUCCAUUGUCGAGGCGGUGAUGUCGCCCCGUAGCGCGCCUGGAGAUAUCUCUUUCGAGCGACUGCCACAAGCGAGCAGCAAUGGAAAGGCAGUCUUCUCACAACGCCACCAUGCUGCUGUCUCGCGCCCCGUACGCCUUCCCACGAACAUGACGGCUCGAAUCCAGAAGAUGGCGAGCACACACACCAUCAAUACUUUGCUGGCAAACACAACUCAACAAAGGCCUGUCGCACGGCCGCAGCAGAACCGUCUUGUUCGACCACAAUACCUCAUUGAGCGACAGCAACUCGAUGACCACCGCAAAGAGCAACCUAUCGUGACAGUCGAUCAGCAGCAGCACGAACUCACUACCCUGGGAGCGCAGGCAACUCAAGCAGCAGCAAUUGCUGUUGGGACCCAUCCACGCGACAUCCCUGGUCUCACCAAUACGCAACGGGCUGCGCUAUGCAGAAUUCGCAUGGCUCAGGCUCAGAAAGCGGGUGAGGUGUACGACUGGCAGUAUGAUAUGGUGUUGAUGGAAGCGUUGGCCAAACGAGACGGAGAGGCGUGUGAAGGUAGGUAGGGCUGCAUGGCUUGGAUUGAUAUCGAACAUGAGCCGUGGAGAAAUCGGAAAUCGUACGAUGUGAGCAAUCGUGAAUGACGUCAGAGCCGUGUCCAACUAUCGCGGCUUCCUCACCGAGUAUCUCCCCUCAUCUCCCCCGUCCACCCUCGCCUUCGACAAUCGCACUCCCUUCGUACGAAUCCACCAAUCUACGACCACACGCCACAAUGACGCGCGUCCUCCACACCCCGCUCGUGCGCCUCGCCCAGCCUACAAU